Molecule: messenger RNA, 261 nt
Organism: Mollisia scopiformis
Lineage: Eukaryota; Fungi; Ascomycota; Leotiomycetes; Helotiales; Mollisiaceae
Exons: 3
Coding region: 1-261 (86 amino acids)
Source: RefSeq, a predicted model, not a curated record
AUGCCAGUCUCCAAGAAGAUGAAGGUCCAGCGCGAACAUCGCAAAGCUGAGGCAGCUGGUACUAGGGCUCCGGUCAAGGCGAAUGGGUUGCCGGUCAAGGCGCCUAAGCCUACUAGUCUUUGCGCCAACUGCAAGAAGGAAAUCGUCAACACCAACCUGAAGCAACUCGAAGUCCACGCCGAAACCCACGACCAAAAAGUCUGGACCAAGGAGAAGUGCUGGCCUGAUAUCUUCAAGGGCGAAACUGCUGCUGCUACUUAA